Phasianus colchicus (ring-necked pheasant) is the source of this 4316-nucleotide messenger RNA. It is a transcript of the gene CDK7, whose product is annotated as cyclin dependent kinase 7. NCBI's taxonomy places the organism in Eukaryota, Metazoa, Chordata, Aves, Galliformes, Phasianidae. The record is from RefSeq and is a predicted model, not a curated record. Gene Ontology annotation, cellular component: nucleus; cytoplasm; transcription factor TFIIH holo complex. Gene Ontology annotation, biological process: positive regulation of transcription by RNA polymerase II; protein phosphorylation. Gene Ontology annotation, molecular function: ATP binding; RNA polymerase II CTD heptapeptide repeat kinase activity; cyclin-dependent protein serine/threonine kinase activity.
ACGUCUGGGUGGUUGAAAUACCGUUAGGAUGAGAGCCUUCCGUAGCAAGAAGGCCUCGCGCACAGGCUCCCCUUGAUCAGGCAGCCAGUGGUAGACCUCACCCAGCAGACGUCCUCCAACGGACCAGUUCCUGCUGCUGCCCACAAGCUCUCCACCCGACCCCGGCUGUGUCUCGCAGGCAGCUCUCCGCAAUCUACGCCCACAAUCCCCGUCCGCUUCUUAAGGCGGAGCGCAACUCCCCCGCCCCUCCUUCCUUGUCUCUCUCUCCUACAAGCCACGCAGCCCUCGACUGCAGCAUUCCAGUCGUGCCGCCUGCCCCACCGCGAAGCGUUCUCCGCGACUGACCGCGCUCCGACCUGCGGCGGUUACACCGGCAGCCGCCCCUCACAGCCCGCCGCCCCUCACAGCCCGCCGCCCCUCACAGCCCGCCGCCCCCGCAGCGCGGAUAAUCGCACACAGCCGUCAGGGCGGCGCAGCGCCCGUCCCCGAGCUGACGCCACAGCGGCGCGAGGCGGCCAGGGCGGACGCGCGGUGACGUCACGGCAGCCCGCGGAGCGGGGCGGCGGGCCUGAGGUGGCGCGGGGCGCGGUUGCUGAUAAAGCGGCGUCCUUCCUCUUCUGCUUCGUGUCUCGUCUCCCCGGCCUCGGGUUCUUCUCGCCUUCUCCGCUCGGCGGCCAUGGAUGCGCGGGCUCGUGCAAAGCGCUACGAGAAACUGGACUUCUUGGGGGAAGGGCAGUUUGCCACUGUGUAUAAGGCGAAGGACAAGGUCACGGGGCAGAUCGUCGCUAUCAAAAAGAUUAAACUGGGACACCGAUCAGAAGCUAAAGAUGGAAUUAACAGAACAGCUCUCAGGGAGAUAAAGUUGUUACAGGAGCUAAGCCAUCUGAAUGUUAUUGGUCUUUUAGAUGCAUUUGGACACAAAUCUAAUAUUAGCUUGGUGUUUGAUUUCAUGGAAACAGACCUUGAGGUUAUUAUAAAGGAUACUAGUAUUGUGUUAACACAAGCUCAUAUCAAAGCGUAUAUGCUGAUGACACUUCAAGGAUUAGAGUAUUUACAUCAACAGUGGAUUCUACACAGGGAUCUUAAACCAAAUAAUUUGCUGUUAGAUGAAAGUGGUGUUUUGAAAUUGGCUGACUUUGGCUUGGCAAAAUCUUUUGGAAGCCCAAACAGAGUUUACACACACCAAGUAGUAACAAGAUGGUACCGAUCCCCAGAACUACUGUUUGGUGCUAGAAUGUAUGGUGUUGGUGUUGAUAUGUGGGCUGUUGGUUGCAUUCUAGCCGAGUUGCUUCUCAGGGUUCCCUUCUUGCCAGGAGACUCUGAUCUUGACCAGCUGACAAGGAUUUUUGAAACACUCGGCACUCCAACAGAAGAACAGUGGCCUGGAAUGACAAAUCUUCCAGAUUACGUCACAUUUAAGUCUUUUCCUGGAAUGUCUCUUCAGCAUAUCUUCAGUGCAGCUGGUGAUGAUUUACUUUGUCUUCUACAAGGAUUAUUUACAUUUAAUCCUUGUUCUAGAGUUACAGCCUCUCAGGCAUUGAAACAGAAGUAUUUCAGUAAUCGACCAGGACCCACUCCAGGAUAUCUGCUACCCAGACCCAACUGUGCUGCAGAAGCUGUAAAGGAGCAACAACACACACUUUUGAAUUUGAAAAGGAAACGAGGAGAGGGAGUAGAUCAAGGAUGAGGCUGUUUCAAUACAAGAGGUGUGAUACCUUGCUGGAAUGGAGAUGCUUCCAUGAAAAUGCAUUUCCUCAUGAGCUCAGAUGGAUAACUAAAUUAUUUAAGUUCAUCUUACUGUUUAAGCACUUUGACCCAUUGUGUUUUAGAUUAUGUCAAAUUACAAAUAAAAUGCAUUAGUUUGAGUUAAUUUCUUUUUGAAAUUAGAAUCUUUAAUCUGUUAACUAUUUGCAUGCUCUUUGCUUACCUGAGUACCAUAGGUCGGCUGGCAUGUGGGAAUUUGUCAAGUACCAUAGGUAAUUAACUAAAGGUGAUUAGUUGAAGCUCACCAUUGUUGGAGACACCAUUGUCCCUAGAAUAUACAGGUUUGUCCCUAGAAUAUACAGUUAGCUAAAGAACAGGAAAGAGGAAGAAAAGCUUCUGAGUUUUGCAGUCUUGCAAAAAAAAUCUUGAAAUCUUGCAUUUGCCAGUGAGCAGUUUCCAAAGCUGUAUCAGAACUUGCUUUAACAUCACAAAAGUCUGAUCUUCAGCAAGGGGAAAUCAGAUUUCUGCCUCAGACUUUGGACAAGGCUAGGACUUCAGAGUUUGGAUAUAAAUAAGGCAUUUAGGAAUUCAGCAUUACUUUUUGAGAUAUCUUAUUGUCAGCAUGAAAAGUAGUAUCAUUUGCUUCAAGUGCUUAUUGAAGCACAUCAGAAAAUUAUGUUGUGUUGCUGACAGAACUUGAAUGUGUCAAAAGUGUAGAUCAUAAUAGUCCCAACCAGCAUAGAAAGAGAGAGCCAGUAUUCAAGCUAACAGAUCUGCUAUCCUGGACUUCAUCUGACAUCCUUAUGUGGCACAAUCUUCUGAAGUUAAAAUGAAGUUGAAGUGAAUAUUGGAAGAACCAGUCUUUUUUUAUGAAAAGAAUUAGAAGUACAGCAUCUUCUUAUUGCUGUUAAAGGUAGAAAUGUACAAAAGUCAUUUCAAAGUAAGUAAUCCCUUGAAAUUCUCAGGCUUGUCUGUGCUUAUGUCUUGCACAGCAUCUAUCUCAGACCCAUUGAGGUAGCACUGCAGAAACUGAGAUCUUAAAUUGGGAAGCAGUAGGUGACCUCUUAUAAAAUCUUGGUAUCAGAGACUGGCUGCUAAGAGUAUAUUUAUGCCAUCCCCAUGAAGUGCUGCAUUUUCACAAGAAGAAAACAUUGUAACCAUGGGGAAUGCUCACCAAAAUGAAAUGUGCGGCAGCUGUACUUUUCAAAAAAAAAAAAACUCUCUAUUGCCAAGGGAAAACUAGCAGUACCUGGAUGAGUGCCUGUUUUAAAAAAAAAAAAAAAAAAAAAAGGAUUAAACAUACAUAAUUGCUGGCUAUUUCUGCCACUUAUUUCUAAUCAGUGAGGUGAGUGGAGAUGCUGAUGUCUACUGAUUGUCCAUCUUUUCCACUCUGGAAAACAAUCAAAUCAAAUGGAGCACUUCUUCCUCAGGAACAAACUUCUAGUUCUGUUAAUUUACAUUUCUACAGAGCUGUAAGCUCAUAAAAUUGAGAAUACAGAAGAUACAGCAGUCAUCUUUCCUAAGAUAGUACAGAUCUGAGAUUAGGCAGGUUUCCUGAGCUAUUCUACAUUGGCUUGGAAAAAAAAAACAACAAAACAGCCUUUUAAUAUCUAAAGUUAGGCACUUCUGUAGUGUGGGUGUUUGCUUAAGGUUUGUGGGAAUGAUUCAUUGUUAAUUUAUAUUAGAGAACACCUGCUUAUAGGACAUGUAAAAAUUGUUGGAUCCUUCUGUAGAGAACUUUGUAUCCAUUCUAGAAGGCAGCUAUGGUUUAUUCUAUCAAGAUUAUAAAUAAGCAGUACAUGAAUAAAUUAGAGGACAAGAGGUGCAUUAUUAUCAGAAGUGCUGCUGCCCUCAUUUCUGCAGUUGAUACUAACAGAAAUGUGGUUGAAGAAUGAGUCACAGACUUAACUGUUACCUCCUAAAGACAGUUCUGCUGGGUACUGCUGGAAACAUCCAAAUAAUUUGUCAGGACAGUAUCUCUGAUAAAAGCAGACUUCAUUCACGAUUGCAGUGGUGGGUGUCCUGCAAGCAGGAGCGCGCCUAUGGACACAAGAUGAGUCUUUAUACCCUGUUUUCUCCCCCUUCUUUCCAAGAUGCCUCAGUGCUCAGUAUUUCGUUCCCUACCUGGGAAGAGACCCCCUCUUUUGUACAACAUAAGGCCUUUUGUACAGUAUUUUGAAAGCACUUCACCCCUCUUUGACUCUAGGUUUCGUUCUGCUACUAAGGAGAGCCAAACACAACAACUGUGGCCAGGAUAGUCCAGCUUCCUGGCCUGGUUUUACAACCUGUGAUUUAACUAGAUGGUUCAUCUUUUCCACCUGACCACUUGCCUGUGGUCUGUGUGAUAUGUGCAAUUGCCAGUUUAUUCCCAAUGCUUGCUGACCUGUUGAACAAUCUCUGCAAUAAAGUGAGUCCCCUGGUUGAAGGGUGUUAUUGCAGGACACCCAAACCUUGGAAUAAUCUCCUGCAACAAUAUCUUGGUUAUUUCUCUGGCUUUAUUGGUCCUGCAAGGAAAUGCUUCUGGUCACCCUGAAAGGGUAUUGGUUAGAACUAGCAUAUACCGGAACCCUCCUUUUUCUUGGCAGUUCUUAAAAAAAAAAAAAAAAAAAAAA